Messenger RNA from Ochotona princeps (American pika), 1564 nucleotides. RefSeq names its product secreted frizzled related protein 1 (gene SFRP1). The record is from RefSeq and is a predicted model, not a curated record. NCBI's taxonomy places the organism in Eukaryota, Metazoa, Chordata, Mammalia, Lagomorpha, Ochotonidae. The transcript has 3 exons. Gene Ontology annotation, biological process: canonical Wnt signaling pathway; negative regulation of canonical Wnt signaling pathway; non-canonical Wnt signaling pathway. Gene Ontology annotation, molecular function: Wnt-protein binding. The coding region runs from base 331 to 1284 and encodes 317 amino acids.
GCGCGGUUCGCGGGCAGCCGGGAGCUGAUUGGCUGCGCGCACUGCCCCCGAACCGGCCGAAGGAGCGCGGCGCACUCGGGGCGUUGCAGCUUUGGCAGUCGGUGCUGCGCGCGCCUCGGAGCCCGCAGCGCUCUCGCAUCCGCCGCCACCGCCGCGCCAGGGUCCAGCCAGGGCGGCUCCCCGUCCACGCACCCAGCGCCUGGGCCGAGUAGGGUGGGCACGCACCCUUUGUCUCCAGACCCCGGCUCGGGGACCGCUGGAAGUUUGCGGCGGGACGCGCGCCGGGGCAGCCCCGACGUCGCGGGAGGAGGCAGCGCGCCGAAGCCAAGCAUGGGCAGCGGGCGCGGCGGCGCCGGGGGCCGCCGCUGGGCCGCCCCGGGCGUGCUGCUGUUGCUGCAGUUGCUGGCGCUGGCGGCCGCAGCGGGUUCGGCCAGCGAGUACGACUAUGUGAGCUUCCAGUCCGAUAUCGGUUCGUACCAGAGCGGGCGCUUUUACACCAAGCCGCCGCAGUGCGUGGACAUCCCGGCGGACCUGCGGCUGUGCCACAACGUGGGCUACAAGAAGAUGGUGCUGCCCAACCUGUUGGAACACGAGACCAUGGCUGAGGUGAAGCAACAAGCCAGCAGUUGGGUGCCGCUGCUCAACAAGAACUGCCACAUGGGCACGCAGGUCUUUCUGUGCGCGCUCUUCGCGCCCGUGUGCCUCGACCGGCCCAUCUAUCCGUGCCGCUGGCUCUGCGAGGCUGUGCGCGACUCGUGUGAACCCGUCAUGCAGUUCUUCGGUUUCUACUGGCCCGAGAUGCUCAAGUGCGACAAGUUCCCGGACGGCGACGUCUGCCUCGCCAUGACCCCUCCUAACGCCACUGAAGCCUCCAAACCGCAAGGUACCACCGUGUGUCCCCCGUGUGACAACGAGUUGAAGUCCGAGGCCAUCAUUGAGCACCUGUGUGCCAGCGAGUUUGCCCUGAGGAUGAAGAUCAAGGAGGUGAAGAAGGAGAACGGUGACAAGAAGAUUGUUCCCCGGAAGAAGAAGCCGCUCAAGCUGGGGCCGCUCAAGAAGAAGGAGCUCCGGAAGCUGGUGCUGUACCUCAAGAAUGGUGCCGAUUGCCCCUGCCACCAGCUCGACAGCCUCAGCCACUACUUCCUCAUCAUGGGCCGCAAGGUCAAGAGCCAGUACCUGCUCACCGCCAUCCACAAGUGGGACAAGAAGAACAAGGAGUUCAAGAACUUCAUGAAGAGGAUGAAGAACCACGAGUGUCCCACUUUCCAGUCGGUCUUCAAGUGAUGCUCCUGGCGCGGGAGAUGGCCGGCCAUUCCUGGGACGAGACACCCUGGAUGGCGGGUGGGGAUGGGCGCGGCGGCUCCCUCGGUGGACACUGAAACCCAGCUGGCUUUGUCACUCCCUUCCCUCUCCUCCCAUCCCUGUAGGCAGGCUCACACCCCAGUCCAGCCCCAUCCAGCCAAGGAAAGGGUCCUGUAGACUAGCUCAGCUUUUUAAGGCCCGCAGAGGCCGGGGUAGGGGGGGCACAGCAGCCACUGUGGAAAACUGCUGCAUCCAGAGACAC